AUGUCAGUAACUAGAGUCCAAGAGUCUUCAUAUAAAAGAAUUAAAAGGCUUCGCGAGCCAAGUGACACUGCUGAACUGAACAAGUUCAAGGUAGCUAAAUACAAUCAAGUAGCUACAAAUGUGGACGUUGCCCAGCCGCCAUGUGACCCUAUAGCGCAAAUCACAUUCAAUGCUAGAAACCAAUCUAUUUUAUCAAUAACUCAUUUAAAAGAACCACUCAAGCUUCAAACAAAGUACCCAAUACCUGAGAUUCUACCACAUGAAAUUCUAGUUAACAAUAAAGCUAUAGGUCUCAAUCCGAUAGAUUGGAAAGGUAAGAAAUAUGGGUUUGGGAUUUACCAUUUCCCCUGGAUUAACGGCCGUGAAUCUAGUGGUGAUAUAGUCAAGAUCGGAUCACAAGUAAAGGAAGGGUUACGUAUUGGCGACAAGGUAAUUUUGAGCUCCACUUGUUACAGAGAUAAUCGAACCUCUACAUUUCAACAAUAUACAGCAAUCGAUUCUCGGUUGGUUUGGAAAUUGCCCCAGAAUUUCACCUAUGAAGAUGGCGCUACGAUAGGUGUUGGAUUAGUUACCGCGGGUGUCUUACUUUACAAUUCAUUUGGUUUCAAACUUGAAUCUAAACCAAAACCAAAACCAAAACCAUGCAAGAAUGGUACCUUGUUGGUCUGGGGUGGAGCUACCAUAGUUGGCAUCUAUGUGACGCAAUUGGCUAAGUUAAAUGGAUUAAGAGUUAUAUCUGUUGCAAGCACGAAGCAUGAGAGGUAUUUGAAAGAAAUAGGAGUUGAUGAAUUGGUAAAUAGACAUUUACAAAUUGAGGAGAUCCAAAAACAAGUGUAUAAUGCCGCACCUAAUGGAAUUGAUUUUGGUAUUGAUUGUGUUUCAAAAGAAACAUCAGUCAAGGUUCUUUCCUUACUUGAUGAAAAUCACAAGAAAUUAGCAAAACACAAAACAAAGCUGUUAUUUGCAGGAAUAGUUGGAGUUCCAAGAGAGGUCCCCUCACUGGUUGAGUUGAAAGAAGUUGUUAUUAAACGAUUCCACGAAGAUGUUGCGUUUGGUGCAAAAUUUAUAGAAGCAACAACUUCCUUUUUGGAUAACAGAUUGAUCAAACCGGCUCGAUACAAACAAUAUAAAGGUGGGUUGGAAAUAAUCGAUGACGCCUUGAAGGAUUUGGAAACAAUGGGCGCAAAUGGAGAAAAGUACGUUGUGAGUAUCCAAGAAUAA
Lodderomyces oxycetoniae is the source of this 1221-nucleotide messenger RNA. RefSeq lists its product as uncharacterized. NCBI's taxonomy places the organism in Eukaryota, Fungi, Ascomycota, Pichiomycetes, Serinales, Debaryomycetaceae. Gene Ontology annotation, molecular function: oxidoreductase activity, acting on NAD(P)H. The record is from RefSeq and is a predicted model, not a curated record. The transcript has a single exon. Bases 1 to 1221 code for a protein of 406 amino acids.